Messenger RNA from Cryptosporidium muris RN66, 855 nucleotides. RefSeq lists its product as uncharacterized. The coding region runs from base 1 to 855 and encodes 284 amino acids. The transcript has a single exon. Gene Ontology annotation, molecular function: carbohydrate binding. Lineage: Eukaryota; Apicomplexa; Conoidasida; Eucoccidiorida; Cryptosporidiidae. Gene Ontology annotation, cellular component: membrane. The record is from RefSeq and is a predicted model, not a curated record.
AUGAAAUUCUUAUCUAUAUUAGUUUAUUUCCUCUAUAUCUGCAUCAAGCCAUCUUUAUCAACCAAUGUUAUAUAUGCUGUGAAUUGUGGAGGACCAGCUCAUUAUUCUAAAUAUGAUGACAUUCAUUAUAAAGAUGAUAGAGGUUACAAUGGUGGCAAAAUUAAUGAAUCUGGUAAGAAAUUUUCACCUUUUCCAUAUCUAAAAGAUGAUAAAGUUUAUCAGACUCAAAGAUAUACAACUGAAAACUCACUGCAAUAUAUAUUAGAUUUAGAUCAAUUAAAUCCAGGUAAAUUUGUAAUUGUAUUGAAACUAAGUGAGGUAACCUUUAGAGAAGUAGGAAAGAAUUUGUUUGGUAUUUCUGUUGGAAAUAUUUUAUAUUCUCAAGGUUUAGAUAUUUUUAGUAUAGCUGGAUUUGCAACUCCACUAGAGGUCUAUAUUGAAUGUGAAUAUUAUGAAAAUGGUAAAAUAACACUGAAUGAUGUGGAAAUCACAAAUGGUUAUUCAGCUGAAGAAAAAAAGCUAAUUUUAGCACUUAUUCGUAUUAAAGAAGAUCCAAAAAUUAAUGCUAUUGUUGUCUACCAAGGAAAUUUAGAGGAAAUACCAAAGAUUGAAAAAUUUGAAUUUAAUUCAAAUUUAGAGAGAAUGCUAGUAAAUAAAUUUGAAGAAGCCCAAAAAAUUAUCAUUGAUGAUGAAAUUCUUGGCGAAUAUCUUUAUUUUAAUAAUAAUAAAAUAGAUACAUCAUAUUUGUCUAUUUUUGAUUCAAUCUAUAGACUUACUUUGACUAAAUCUGGUCUUGUCACAAGCCUUAUUUUAGUAAUUACUCUUGUAAAAAUUGGAAUUAUUAUUUGUAAAUAG